CCGCUUACAUUUUUAAUCUAAGAGCAGACGUUCGUCCGAUUCUCACACUGACAGCAGAAAAUGAAACAUUUCAUCUUAAUGUGUCUCUUGCUCUUCAUACACACAUCUCAGAGCCAACUACAACAUCAGAGGUCCACUGAGGGAGCUGAUGUCUUUCUCAUCUGUAAACAUGAAGGGAAAGUGCAGUGGAGUAAAGGCAGAGAUGGAUAUAGACUGAUAAUCCUCACUGCAGAAAGAUCGGAGGAGAUAAAAAAACACAGUGCAGAUCCUCAUAACCGUUAUAGUGUGAUAGAUGAUUUAGAUCUACACAUCAAGAAUGUUUCUCUCUCUGAUUCUGGAAUUUACUACUGUAAUGCAACAGCAACUGUGAAUCUGACAGUAACAGCAUCAGAUUUUUCAAAGCCAACUGAGUCCAGCAAAAGUUCAACAGAAGCCACCACACCAGCACCAGAGAUCUCUACCAGUGUAGCUCAAACCAGAAAAACUCACAACACAGAUCAACCCAAACCAACACAAGAACUACAACAUCAGAGGUCCACUGAGGGAGCUGAUGUCUUUCUCAUCUGUAAACAUGAAGGGAAAGUGCAGUGGACUAAAGGCAGAGAUGGAUAUAGACUGAUGAUCCUCACUGCAGAAAGAUCGGAGGAGAUAAAAAAACACAAUGCAGAUCCUCAUAACCGUUAUAGUGUGAUAGAUGAUUUAGAUCUACACAUCAAGAAUGUUUCUCUCUCUGAUUCUGGAAUUUACUACUGUAAUGCAACAGCAACUGUGAAUCUGACAGUAACAGCAUCAGAUUUUUCAAAGCCAACUGAGUCCAGCAAAAGUUCAACAGAAGCCACCACACCAGCACCAGUAUUUUUUCCACUUCUGCCCAUUUCAGAGAUCUCUACCAGUGUAGCUCAAACCAGAAAAACUCACAACACAGAUCAACCCAAACCAACACAAGAACUACACCAUCAGAGGUCCACUGAGGGAGCUGAUGUCUUUCUCAUCUGUAAACAUGAAGGGAAAGUGCAGUGGAGUAAAGGCAGAGAUGGAUAUAGACUGAUGAUCCUCACUGCAGAAAGCAAGGAGGAAAUAAAAAAACACAGUGCAGAUCCUCAUAACCGUUAUAGUGUUGGGGAUGACUUAGAUCUACACAUCAAGAAUGUUUCUCUCUCAGAUUCUGGAAUUUACUACUGUAAUGCAAAUGCAACUGUGAAUCUGACAGUAACAGCACCAGAUUUGAGCACAACAAGCACAAGAUCAAGCACGCGAACUGAAGAAACCAACAAAAGAAAAAAUGAACUCAAAGCAACUACAGGGUCCAUCCACAGACACUCAGAAGACAGCACACCAGCCCCAGACUCAUCUACUGCUUUCACAUAUUAUUGUAUGAAGGAAAACUAGAAGAACUUGUGAUAUGAUUCUGCUAUUAUUAAGAUUUAAGAAAAUAUUAAGAGAAGUAAUGAAUGAGCCAGUUUCUUCAGUUGUUGUUUGCAGUUGCCAUAUUGUCAAAAACUUUUCAAACAUUCAUAAUAAAUAAAUAGUUGUGUGCUUUUUUCUGUCAGGUUAUCAAGUGUUUACAUCCGGGUUUAAAGUAUAUCACAGAAUUUAACAUGAGAUUUUAUUACCAGCAAUGCGCCAUUUUAUUGUAUUACUUGUUUCUUGUUACCAAUGGCAAAAAAAAAAAUUUUAUUAAACGUUUCUGUUUCUAAAAUA
Triplophysa dalaica is the source of this 1701-nucleotide messenger RNA. RefSeq lists its product as uncharacterized. NCBI's taxonomy places the organism in Eukaryota, Metazoa, Chordata, Actinopteri, Cypriniformes, Nemacheilidae. Gene Ontology annotation, biological process: response to bacterium. Bases 61 to 1389 code for a protein of 442 amino acids. The transcript is spliced from 10 exons. The record is from RefSeq and is a predicted model, not a curated record.